Molecule: messenger RNA, 1284 nt
Organism: Didymodactylos carnosus
Lineage: Eukaryota; Metazoa; Rotifera; Eurotatoria; Philodinida; Philodinidae
Source: the annotation of a GenBank genome assembly
AUGAAAAUUCUUUUCGAGAUCUAUCAUUCAACAUCAGAAGAUGUUCUUUAUUUACCCAUAUUAAACACCAAUAAAAAAACUUUUCAACUACGCACAGAAACAUUAUGGUUUUUGAAACAAAAUUCAAUAAACGAUUCACAUUUGAUAUUUUUAAAUGAUAAUGAUAAUAUUGAUUUACUAAAAUUAAAAAUGGAAAAAAAACUACAAUUGACAUUAGUUGAUCAUAAUUAUUUGAGAAACGAUUUAAAUGAAAAUGUCGUCGAAAUCAUUGAUCACCAUUCACCAGAUCAAAAUAUUUUAUUAAAAGAACUUUCUCCACCUUCACUGUUAACAUUCAAAGUGAUUAGCCGAAAUUCAACCAAAAGUCGAUCUGAAGUAUUUCGUAAAGCAUUCAUGUUUUCCAAAUCAUUAUCAUUCACACUUGUAUUUUUUAAACAAAUUCACGGAAAAGCACCUGCAUGCAGUAUUACUAGUGUUUCAAGUUUCGAAGCUCCCCUACGCGAACUUUGUGAAGCACUGAAAACCUCUGAGAAAUUAGAUGUUUGGCCUUUUUUUGCAAAAGUUAGUAACGUAAAUCCGUCGUCGAUUACAAUUGAAAAAGUUGGUUCAUGUUGUACAUUAAUCGCAGAAAAACUUUUAUCUGAUAAACAAUUUCAAUUUACUGAGGAAAUAGCAAAUUUAUUACGUGGUCCAAUAUUAUUUGAUACUAUCAAUUUUUCGACAGCAGCUGGUAAAACAACUGAAAAAGAUUGUAAUAUAUUUUCCAAAUUAAAAUCGAUAAUGGCAACAUCAACAGAUGAUAAACAAUUAUUUAAUGACUUAAAUGAACAAGCAGCAGAUAUAUCAGCAAUGUCAAUUGAAGAUUUAUUACAAAAAGAUUUAAAAAUGAGUAUGGGUCCAAAUAUUCGAAUUGCCGUAUCAAGUUUACCGAUGAAUAAUACCUGUGAAGAGUUUAUUAACAAGUUGAAAACAAUGAAAGAUAUUGAAAGUUUUUUACAAAAAAAUGACAAUGCCGAUGCUGUGAUUAUACUAUCGGUGAAAACAAAUGAUAAAAAUGAACCAUCGAGACAAUUGGGAUUAUUUGUUAAAAAAUUUGAACAUUUCAAUAAGUUAUAUAAAUAUAUUCAACAAGAGGAACAUGGUCUCGAAUUACAAGAACGUUCAAUACCGAUUAAUCAAGCACGUUUGAAAUUAUUUAAUCAAAAAAAUGCUCAAGCAUCUAGGAAACAAAUAUUACCAAUUAUCGAACAAUAUGUGAAAAAUUUUGAAGCUUCAAACGAAUAA